Molecule: messenger RNA, 1730 nt
Organism: Eublepharis macularius
Lineage: Eukaryota; Metazoa; Chordata; Lepidosauria; Squamata; Eublepharidae
Product: free fatty acid receptor 2-like
Exons: 2
Coding region: 230-1318 (362 amino acids)
Biological process (GO): cellular response to fatty acid; G protein-coupled receptor signaling pathway
Cellular component (GO): plasma membrane
Molecular function (GO): G protein-coupled receptor activity
Source: RefSeq, a predicted model, not a curated record
UUUGCCUUCAAUGGGCAUAUGUAACAGCCAACGCAGCCAGGAGAGCUCUCUCGGAAACAGCAAAGCCAACAGUGUCCAAAACAAGACCGGUCCCCAACCAAAACCAAACCAGCCACCUUCCCUGCCACGAGAGGACAACUGAACUCCGUUUCCAUGAUCUGUUUUAUCUGCAGCAUUUCUCCUGAGGCAACCGUUUUGCAACUGAAGGAAAGGCAGAGAAGCUGAGAGGAUGACCAAUUAUGCUGUUAUUCUUGCCACUUACAUCAUCACCUUCCUGAUUGGCUUCCCUUCCAACCUCAUGUCCCUCUACACCUUCCUGAUGAAAGUCCGCAAGAAGCCAGCCCCCAUAGACAUCCUCUUGCUCAACUUGACUUUGUCUGACAUCAUGCUUCUGGUCUUCCUGCCUCUCAAAAUGUCAGAGGCUGCCCACAAAAAUGAGUGGCAUUUUCCUGAGGUGCUCUGUGGCAUCACCAGCUGCACCUUCCACAGCAGCAUCUACAUUAGCACCCUUUUCCUCACGGCGAUCAGCGUGGAACGUUACCUGGGCGUUGCGUUUCCCAUAAAGUAUAAGUUGAACCGCAGGUCGGCCUAUGCAGUAGUGGCCAGCAUCUUCAUCUGGCUGCUGGUCGGUUCCCACUGCAGCACCGUCUUUGUUCUGAGGUCCCUGCAUAAUGACUCAAUGGAGACAUCACAGCACCCUUCCAAUCAUGUGGUGUGCUUUAAGGAGUUUAAUGAAUGGCAGAAAAAGAUCAUCUACCCCUUCCGGCUUGAACUCUGUCUCGCUCUCUUCUGUAUCCCCUUUAUCAUCACCUUUUUCUGCUAUGCCAAUGUCAUCCACAUCCUAGCCUCCCUGCCCAAUGUCCAGCGCCGCAGGAAGCAAAGGUCGGUGGGCCUGGCUGUGGUCACCUUGCUUAAUUUUGCCAUUUGCUUUGGCCCCUUUAACAUCUCCCACAUUUUUGGAGUCAUAAAUUAUGAAGACCCUGAAUGGAGAGAUUAUAGCUUUGCCCUCAGCUCCUUCAACACUUGCUUGGAUCCUUUCAUCUUCUUCUUCUCGUCCUAUGCCAUCCGACGAAAUGUUGGCAUCUGCUGGACUGGCAUGUACAGAAGAGUCAGGCUCAUUAUACCAAAUUGCUCUUUGCCCUGCUGCAAGAAUUCCAGAGACAAUGAUGAAGGAAAGGGAGCUGUUAGAUUAUCAUCUUCAAGUGGAUUAGGAAGAACUGGCAUAGCCAUUGAUUCCUUCUCCUGCAGCCAUGCUGCAAAGAACUGGGAGGUCAGCAUACUGAACCCUGAGCUAGAAGCAGACUGCAACAAGUUCUAAGAACGUGUGGCGCACUAGACGUAGAACAGACUUUUGUGGAUGCUUGCCACUUUAUACAUUUCUUCUCCCCAAUUUUGAAUUUGGAGUUGUGAAUGCAACUGCACGUUGAAUAUGUGUGGGGUUUUUUAAUGUCAACAAUUGAAUCCUAUUUACAUAUCUUAAUUUUUGCGGGUGGGGCAGACAGCAAAUAUGAGAUUGCUUAAAUGUGUGGUUUCAUUCUGCCUAUGGAUGCCCCAUCCUACAAUGAGAGUUGGACUUAAUUUCAUUUCAGUGAAAUGACCCUAACUGAAGCACCUAUUGCAUAAUGCCAGUGUAACAUAGUGGUUUGAGUGUUGGCCUAGGAACUGGGAAACGAUAAUUCAAAUCUCUGCCAUGUACAAUGCCCUGAAAUCCUAAAAAUAAAGGCACCAUC